GCGUGACGGUGCAGUCUGCUCUCCAGAUGAGAUUCAGCGCUGGCCCCAGUGCUGUGUCAGACAGCUGGAAACAGAGGCACGGGGGAGGGCAGCGGCGAGAGAGAGAGAACCACUCUGUGUUGUGUGCUCAGACAAGGCAGGGUGCGGCGUUGUGCUGCCCACAGAACAUCUGGACACCUACGGAGGCGACCGAUACAAAUCAUUCAAAAAAGAACGGCAGGAGGCUCCACACGUGUCAUUGUGCGGAUUCAUUUUGAAUCUUUGCAAACUUGCUUGAAGUGGAGUUUUGGGUCUUUAAUCGCAGAGUGGCCAGAGUCAGAGCAACGGUGAAUUCUUCUCCGUCGCCAUGAGAUACAGAGGGCAUCUCCUGAUUUGGGAAUUGCUGUUGGUCCUGCUUUUCCUUGUGGUUAAAUCUGAAGUCUUUGCAACUGACUGUCCUGACGGUUAUAUGACCCUCAAUCCAAAAGGCCCCUGUAUGGACAUCAAUGAGUGUGAGGAUGAGGGAGAAGAACUAUGUGGUGACCAUGCAGAGUGCUUCAACACCAAGGGCAGCUACUACUGUCAGUGUGAACCCGGAUUCAAGUCCACUAAGGGAAAUGUCAACUUCACUGCUGAAAAUUCAGAAACAUGCCAAGAUAUCAAUGAAUGUGCAGUGGAAAACAUAAACUGUGGUCCCCAUGCCAAAUGUCAUAACUAUAUGGGAGGGUAUGCUUGCAUGUGUACGGUUGGAUUUAAGGCAAGCAGUGGAAAAGAGACAUUUAAGGUUGGCCAGAAAGUGACAUGUGAAGAUAUUGAUGAGUGCACAGAGGAAGACUGUGGUCCCAACGCCACAUGUCAAAACAAUGAGGGGAGUUAUGCUUGCAUAUGUAAUGCUGGAUUUAAGAAAAGCAGCGGAAAAGAGACAUGUGAGAAAGAUAUGUGCACAGUGAAAAACUGUGGUCCGUAUGCCACAUGUCAAAACAUUGAUGGAGGUUACACUUGUGUGUGUAAGGAUGGGUUUGUGACUAGCAAUGGAAAUGACACAUUUUUGGCUGACCAGGGAGUGACAUGUCAAGACAAAGAUGAGUGUGUCCUGAAUGCCGCCAUUUGUGGGGGGAACGAAAAAUGCCACAACACCCCUGGCAACUAUUUCUGUAGCUGUAACCCUGGAUUCAGUCUGAACAACGAAACUGGUAUUUGUGAGGACAAGGAUGAGUGUGUCCUGAAUGCUGACAUUUGUGGGGGGAACGCGAAAUGCUACAACACCCCUGGGAACUACUCUUGUAGCUGUAACCCUGGAUUCAGUCUGAACAACAAAACUGGCAUUUGUGAAAGUGAGUGUGAGGCUGACAGCACCAUUUGUGGGGAGAACGCAAAAUGCCACAACAUCCCAGAAAGCCACUACUGUGUAUGCAACCCUGGCUUCAGACUUGGGUCUGGAAAAACCAACUUCACCAAAAAAGAUGGAUCCUGUGAAGACAUAUGCUCUAUGGACCGCUCUAUCUGUGGAGGAGGUGCAUGUCAACAGGGUCCUGGUGGUUAUGAAUGUAUUUGUCACAAAGGAUAUACCAAUUAUGGCCUCAAUCAGGAAGCAUGCACAGCAUUCAACUGUGACGAUGCCAAUCCUGGGCAGACUCUGCCUGAACUGAAGGAUUCUCAUUCCCUGCUGAACCGGCUGUGUAUGAAACUGGCAGGAAACGACACGGCUGGGGCUUCACCUCCAGAUGGAGCACUGGAUUGGCCUUUGGAUGGAAAGACACUGUUAAUGAAGUUUCUGUCACCAAUAGACGGCCUGCUGUCAAAAGGACCCCUCGGUGGCGAUCAAGUGGCCGUGGUGUUGCAUUUAAUUGAGAGAGCACUGAGAGUCCUCGGCCCUCUGCUAAACCAAGGGUCAACUACCCCAACGCAUAUGGCCAGGAGACAACAGGAUGGAAGGGAGCUGUUACUGAAACUCCUGUCAAUAAUAGAUGGUCUAUUGUCCAAAGGACCCCUUCAUGACAGCAAGCAAGUCACCAUGUUGUUGUCCUCCGUUGAGAGUGCACUGAAACUAGUUGGACCACUGCUAAGCGACCGCCAAACCAACUUUUCUACCAGAUGUGUUGAGUUGGAGCUGCGGGUGGAGAGGGGAGCUGAAGCACCCAGCGGGCCUCUCCGCAUGUUUUCCGGGAACGCCCAACUGGACACACACUGGGAGACAGCGACAGGAGCUGAAUUCCCUGGAGUCACAACUGUUGCCUUGCUGACCUAUAAGAACUUGGAGGAGUCAACUAAUAACUCUUUUGCUGUGACUCCUGAUGACGCGAACACAAAGUUCCAGAUGAACUCAAAAGUCGUCACAGCAACAGUUAGCAAUUCCAACACAACACAGCUGACGAAGAAUAUCACCCUCUCUUUCUCCCAUUUCAGCUCAAAGCAAGAACAACACAAAUGUGUUUACUGGGACCACGGACGCAACGCGUGGUCUGAUCGCGGGUGUACGGUGGUGACGACCAACGCGAGCCACACAGUGUGCUCCUGCAACCACCUCAGCAGCUUCGCCGUGCUCAUGGCUCUCUACGAGGUCGAGGACACUUUUGAGCUGCUCCUGAUGACCUGGGUGGGGCUGUCUCUGUCCUUGGUGUGCCUCCUGGCCUGCGUCCUCACCUUCGCCUUCUGCCGCUCCAUCCAGAGCACGCGCAACACCAUCCACCUGCACCUCAGCCUCAGCCUCUUCGUCGCCAGCCUCAUCUUCCUCGUGGGCAUCUCCCGCACCGAAAACCAGACAGGCUGUGCCGUGGUGGCGGGGCUGCUGCACUUCUUCUACCUGUCCGUCUUCUGCUGGAUGUGCCUGGAGGGCGUGCAGCUGUUCCGCAUGGUGGUGCUGGUCUUCCACACCACGCUGCGGACCCGCUACUUGAUGGCGGCCGGCUACGGAGUGCCCGCGCUCAUAGUGGCCAUCUCGGCGAUGGUCUACGCCAAAGGAUACGGUUCCAAGCGCCUGUGCUGGUUUGAUGUGACAAAAGACAACUUCAUCUGGAGUUUCCUUGGCCCUGUCUGUGUCAUCAUUACUGCCAACGUCUUCUUCUUCCUGUUGACAGUCUACAAGCUGGCUGAGAAGUUCGCCAGUCUCAAUCCUGAUUUUAACACAUUGCGUAAAAUCAAGACAUUUACAAUCACUGCAGUAGCUCAGCUUGCUGUGCUUGGCCUCAUGUGGAUCUUUGGCUGCUUCCAGUUUAACAACUCCACCAUGGCCAUGUCGUACCUCUUCACCUUCUUCAACUGCCUGCAAGGCGUGCUGAUGUUUUGUAUGCACUGCCUGCUCAACAAGCAGGUGAGAGAGGAGUACGGCAAGUUCCUGUCCUGCAUCUGUGCUCCGCACAAGACCAAGUAUUCAGACUUCAGCUCAAACCAGUCCAAGUCUCAGCUGUCCAAGAGCGCCCAGAACACCGGAGAGUCCCAGAUCUGACAGCGCUACACGGUCACCAGUCCACUGGAUUUUUCGCACUCAGGCAAAGCAGCUGUAUCACAAGUCUGUGCUAAAGGACAAUGCAUGCCUUUCUUAAAUGCACUUUUUUCCCUUCUGUGAGGUGUCAUUCAAUACAAAAGUAUUGUUGUAUUAUUUUCAUAUCGCUAUUAGUGCCUUGAUCAUCUGCUCAGGGUUAAGUUUUUAGGGGAGAUGGGUGGCCAAAAAUGUCAAAAAAAGACAAAGGCAAAGCCAUAGGUUCAUCUCAAAGUCAUUCUGUUUUGUAUUUAUAUCUUUUUAGAGCUAUUUAUUGUUUUGCUGUGUGUGAAUCUGUGUGUGAGGGAGGACGUCGGGAUAUCUGGUAAUGUCAUGUAAAAAUAAGCUUUACAGUGGAUCUGAAUUGCUGUAGAUUUUCUAUUUUUAAAGGAACACAGUAACUUUUUGGGAAAUAUUCUUAUUUGCCGCCGACCCUAGAGUUAGGCUGCAGGCACAGAGAGGAGAAGGAUAUGUUAUGGUUUGUAUAUUUAUAUAGAUUUAGUUUCAUUAGGCCAUUGAUUUAAUUGACAUUGUUUUAUUAUUGGUAUUCUCCUUAAAGUAGCCUUCCAUGCUAUUGUUAUUUUAUAUGAUUGAUUGAAUGACUUAGUUCCAUUGUUAUUUCCAUUGCUUAUUUGUAUUAGCUUAUCGUUUGAAUUGAUUGUUUAUUGUAUAUAUUGCUAUUCUCCUUACUGACCCAUUUUUUUAAAUUGUUCACUGUUAAAUUUAAUUGUUGUAUUGUUUUUAUUGUGUGUCGCUUUGGACAAAGGCGUCUGCUAAAUAGCAUAAGCAUAAUCAUAACCAUAUGUGCUCUCUACUCUAACUCUGUAGAUGGCAAAUAAGCACAUUUCCCGAUGAGUUGGGGUCUUCUAUCAACCACUGAAUGUCUAUUUGUAUUUUGUAAGAAUUGGCAACUUUUACAUUUGUAUAAAUGAGCUGACUAAAUAAACAUUUUAAAGCA
Molecule: messenger RNA, 4415 nt
Organism: Sardina pilchardus (European sardine)
Lineage: Eukaryota; Metazoa; Chordata; Actinopteri; Clupeiformes; Clupeidae
Product: adhesion G protein-coupled receptor E5-like
Exons: 24
Coding region: 347-3424 (1025 amino acids)
Biological process (GO): adenylate cyclase-activating G protein-coupled receptor signaling pathway; cell surface receptor signaling pathway
Cellular component (GO): plasma membrane
Molecular function (GO): G protein-coupled receptor activity; calcium ion binding
Source: RefSeq, a predicted model, not a curated record